Molecule: messenger RNA, 4443 nt
Organism: Eublepharis macularius
Lineage: Eukaryota; Metazoa; Chordata; Lepidosauria; Squamata; Eublepharidae
Gene: NTN4
Product: netrin 4
Exons: 10
Coding region: 92-1960 (622 amino acids)
Biological process (GO): substrate adhesion-dependent cell spreading; cell migration; basement membrane assembly
Cellular component (GO): laminin trimer
Molecular function (GO): protein binding
Source: RefSeq, a predicted model, not a curated record
CAAAGCGGCUCCCCGCCGCCGGUGAGCGGCCGAGGUCGGCACGGGAGGCUGCCAGCGCGGGGCUCCAUGCCCGUUGCCCGGGAGCUCCGCCAUGGGGAGCCGGCUCUGGCUCCUCGUGCUGCUGGGCUGCUGCGCGGCGGCUGCAGGUCUGAGCAAUGUUGUUGGAGUUGGGUCCCACUGCGAGACAGCCUGCAACCCUCGAAUGGGAAAUUUAGGGCAUGGACGUAAAUUGUGGACAGAUACAAAAUGUGGGGGGAAUUCCACAGAGUUUUACUGUUCCUACAGUGAGAAUGUAGACCUCAUAUGCAAAUGGCCUAAGUGCAACAAAUGCAAUUCAAUGCAUGCCCAUUUGGCUCACCCUCCCUCUGCCAUGGUUGACUCUUCUUUCCGAUUACCACACACAUGGUGGCAAUCAGCACAGGGGGUGCACCAGGAGAAGAUCCAACUGGACUUGGAAGCUGAAUUUUAUUUCACUCAUUUAAUCAUGCUAUUCAAGUCACCCAGACCAGCAGCCAUGGUCUUGGAGAGAUCUCAGGAUUUUGGAAAAACAUGGAAACCUUACAAAUACUUUUCUGCUAACUGUUCAGCAAUGUUUGGGCUGGAGGAUGAUGUAACCAAGAAAGGAGCAAUUUGCACUUCUAGAUAUUCCAGUCACUUCCCCUGCACUGGAGGAGAGGUCAUAUACCGAGCUCUGUCUCCACCAUUUUCUUCUGAUGAUCCUUAUAGCCCUGAAGCUCAGGCUCAGCUGAAAAUCACUAACCUUAGAGUGCAGCUGCUUAAACGACAAUCUUGCCCUUGUCAUAGCAAUGACCUGAAUAUGAAACUUCCACAGUUAACCUACUACGCUGUUUAUGAUUUCAUCGUAAAGGGGAGCUGCUUUUGUAAUGGCCAUGCGGACCACUGUGUGCCGAUCAAAGGAUUCAGGCCUGUCAAAGGUGCAGGAGUCUUCCAUGUGGUCCACGGAAGGUGUGUGUGUAAACACAAUACUGCAGGAACUCAUUGUCAGCAUUGUGCUUCACUCUACAAUGAUCAACCCUGGCAAGCUGCAAAUGGCAAAACAGGAGCCCCAAAUGAAUGCAGAUCCUGUAAGUGCAAUGGACAUUCUGACACUUGCCACUUUGACAUGGACACGUGGCUGGCAUCAGGGAACCAAAGCGGUGGAGUCUGUGAUAAUUGUCAACACAAUACAGAAGGCCAGCAUUGUCAGCAUUGUAAACCAGGCUACUAUCGAGACCUCAGAACACCUUUUUUUGCCCCAGAAGCCUGCAAAUUGUGCUCCUGCCACCCUGUUGGAUCAGCAAUGUUUCCAUUUUGUGAUCCCAGCAAUGGUGACUGUCCCUGUAAACCGGGUGUGGCUGGUCCUCAAUGUGAUAGGUGCAUGGUUGGGUACUGGGGCUUUGGCUAUUAUGGCUGCCGACCAUGUGAUUGUGCUGGAAGUUGUGACCCACUGAACGGUGACUGUAUCAAUAGCAAUACAGAUAUCGGCUGGUACCAUGAAAUCCCCAGUUUUUAUUCUGCAUAUAAUGAGAGUGAACCAGCAUGGGGGUGGGAGGAUGCACAAGGGUAUUCUGCCCUUCGACAUUCAGGAAAAUGUGAGUGUAAAGACCAAGUUUUAGGGAAUUCCAAGCUCUUCUGUGGCAUGAAAUACACAUAUGUGCUGAAGGCAAAGAUUUUAUCAGCUCACGAUAAAGGCUCUCAUGCUGAGGUUAACGUCAAGAUAAAAAAAGUAUUGAAAUCUACAAAGCUUAAGGUUUUCCGAGGGAAGCGGAUUCUUUACCCAGAAUCAUGGACUAACAGAGGCUGUACUUGCCCAAUACUUAAUCCUGGUUUAACGUACCUUGUGGCUGGAUAUGAAGAUGUCCAAGCAGGAAGAUUGAUAGUCAAUAUGAAAAGUUUUGUCCAGCAGUGGAAACCAGCUCUUGGGAAAAAAGUCUUUGAGAUUUUCAAAGACUGCAGCUGAAAGUGCCAAACAGGCCAUUUAUUUAUGCAUGAAAUGCAAAGUUCAUCGAAAGAAGACCUCAAAAAUGAAAACUGGAAUGUAAGGGAAUAGUGCCAAAUAUGUCAAGAGGUUGAUAGCAUUUCACCCUGAUCCUAAACAUAUUGGUCUCAAUUGAGGAGGGGUAAUGCACAUAUUGAAAGUGGGAUCUGUGUGUCAAACUCCCACCCCAGAAGCUGAACCUCAUCCAGUAGUUCCAGCUGAAUGUGCAAGGAAGCUCAGAGCCAGCAAUCAGCAAGUGCAACAACAGACAGUGUAGCUGUGUUCUGGAAUCACCUCUACCCAUUUCACAUUCCCACCCAUCAUCUGUUUGAUGAGGAAAUGGGUCUUUGUGAGCAAAGAUGCACCCACAAAUUAUACCCAAAUUGGCAUAAUCUGCUUGGAAGUGAGUCCCAUUUAUUCUACAAAAUUCUACAAAAACUGUUUCAAGUUUCCUUAUAAUCACAGCCAAAAGUUUAAAGUAUUAAAUUAAUUUUCACUGUCAAUAUUGACUUAGUUCCCUACUUUACAAAAAGUUUUUUUGGUGCAAAGUCUGCUGAAAUAUGUGGGACUGAACUUGCACCAAGGGAGUGAUUUGAGAAUCCAAACCUAAUUCUUGUGUACUUUUUUGGAAGGAUGCACAUAUGCUCGUGAUGGACUGCCAUCAGCUACAGAUCCUAGGGAGAAUCAAUGCAAUCAAUGGAACAGUUUUGGUUUACAUUGGUAUAACUAAGAUUAAGAUUACAUUCACUGCAGAUUUCUAUAGGAGUAACACAGGUAUGAACGCCAAGAAUAUAACAGUGGGAAAAUCCAUUGGAAAACACAUCCUGUAAACUGAGAAAUACCACUGUAUCUAAUUAGGACAUGUCUUUAUUCAUCAUAGCUCUGCAGAACAUUUUUUAAAAGCUAGAUAUGAUAGGUUUGUCAUUCAGCAUACUUUGUAGAUGCUGGGUCAAAUUUUCCACUCAGUUAAACCAACGGGAAUUUGUUGCAACCAGUAGAGUGUAAUUCUGUGUUUGAGUUAACAUAAAUGAAAAUCCUUUCAUCAGACCUUUGGUGACUGAUUCCAUAAGGUGUGUAUGGGAACAAGUUAUUUUAUGGCAUAUAAUUAUUUCAUUAUAUAAAGCACUUUAUUGCCUGCCCCUUUAUAGUGUGAAAAUUCUCAAAUGGCACAGGAAAAAGUCUAUUGGAAAAUAAAAACUCUAAGACUAGUAGGAUAAAAAGGAUGAUUUUUUUCUUACAUCUGGCAACAGCCAAUCAAAAAAGUUGAGUAUAAAUUUUGAAAAACUAAAAUAUUUGCACUGAAGUCCCUACUUCAGACUAAUGGUUUGAUUCUACCAUUAAAAGUCUGUAUAAACUAUGAAAAAUAGCUCUCAAAAAAUUUUUAAAAAACUUUUAUAAAAGUUCCGCUUGUUGAAAUAUGAUGGAUGUAGUUCGUAAUUCAUACUGUUGGUCUUACUUUAUAAUAUUUGAACUUGAACAGGAAAGGCUGCAGUCUGAUGCACAUUUACUUGGAAGUCAAUCCCAUUAAAAUAAGGUGAUUUAUUUAUUCGAAUAAGAUGACUUAAAGAUGGGCUGAAAUGUGCUUUGUUCUGUGUCAGUUUGAAACACUCCCACGAUAAAGUUAGUUUACAGGAUAUAUUAUGAUUUUUUACCAUUUCCUUCACUAGAUUAUACACUUCUCUAUUAAUGCAUAUUUAAAAUAGCAACAAAAUAUAUUCUUUAUACAUAUAAAAACAAAGGAAGAACUACAAAGCAUUUUUAAAAGUCACACAUACAUGUUCAAUGUGUUUUCUUUUGUGGUCCUGUGGAGUCACAAAAAUACUUUUUUAAAAAAUUGGGGUUUUUUAUAUCUUAUGUAUAUAAUAAAUACACUAUGAUUCAAAUCAUUUGUAUUUUAUCUUUUAUGGUCUAACCUAAUGCUUCCAGUAGUUGUAAUGUCGAAUAUUUUUGACAGAGAAGAACUGAAGCACUAACACUGCAAUAUUUUGUUACUAAGAAAAUAUGAUUCUUCCCUAGAUGCUCUCUGGGCAAUACACUUAUACCUACUAUGGAAUGUGGAUGCCUAAGUGUCAUUGGUCCUUUUUUGACAGUGCCUGUGACUUCAAGAGUUAGUAGUGACAAUGGCUCCUUGCCUUCCCCCCCUCCCCAAUCAAUAUUAUGUGACCCUUUAAAAUAAUUUGCAAUAGUAGUUGAAGGCCAUAUACUCUAUUAGGCUGUAUACUCUAUUGCUGUACCCUACUUACAACAAUGGAAGGUGUAAAUCUCACUUUAGGAAAUGUUUCUCCAUUGCAUGAACUUUACCAUUUGAAGGCUGUUCUGUUACUUUCCUUCUCUCUGUGGUGUGAAAGUUUUGUCAAUUUCACUUCACUCUGAAAAAACAUUAUCAGGUUGAUUCCCAGGACUUCUGUAUAGACAUGCGCUGGGUAAUAAAGGAAGAGAGUACUCAUAUAAGACCACUUUGAGUA